UCUUUUUUUAGUUUAAAGGUAGAUCCAUCAGUUAUAUACCUAUUGCCUUGAUCAUUGAAAUUGCGAAGUAAUUUAUUGAGCAAAUAAAAUCGUCGUUGCGAUUCAUUAGCGAUGAAGGCAUGUUUUGAACUAUGGUAGUUUAUUAGAUUUAUAACCUGCGUCUUUUAUAAAGUGUUUUGAUUUAUUGUAUGAUUGAUGAUUAAUGUAUUAAAACGAGUUGGAACUGCUCAUAUGACCCAAUUAUUGUAUAACGUUUUGGUAAUUGUUUUGUUCUUUGGUAAUGGUUUACUGGGAAUUGUAUUUCCUGAGUUUAUGGUGUUAAACUAGCUACUCUACUGAUGUUUCAGGUGUUUUUUGUUCUAUUUGUUAAGAUGGGAGACAAAAACGAUGACGACAAGAACAUUGAGAUAUGGAAGAUUAAGAAGUUGAUCAAAUCCCUUGAAGCUGCUAGGGGUAAUGGAACCAGCAUGAUCUCACUCAUUAUGCCUCCCCGGGAUCAGGUUUCUCGUGUUACUAAGAUGCUGGGGGAUGAGUAUGGAACCGCGUCAAACAUCAAGAGCAGAGUCAAUCGCCAGUCUGUUUUGGGAGCCAUUACAUUGACUUCGAGCCUUUCAGACCCAUCAAUGCUUCCCUCUACCUCUGUGACAACAAGUUUCAUACGGAAGCUCUGAAUGAAUUGCUGGAGUCUGAUGACAAGUUUGGUUUCAUUGUAAUGGAUGGAAACGGGACUCUCUUUGGAACUCUGAGCGGUAACACACGUGAGGUGCUUCACAAGUUCUCUGUUGAUCUUCCCAAGAAACAUGGAAGAGGAGGACAAUCUGCUCUUCGUUUUGCUCGUCUCCGUAUGGAGAAGCGUCACAAUUAUGUGAGGAAAACUGCUGAGCUCGCCACACAGUACUUCAUCAAUCCUGCUACAAGUCAGCCUAACGUGUCUGGGCUUAUUCUUGCCGGUUCAGCAGAUUUCAAGACUGAGUUGAGUCAGUCAGAUAUGUUUGAUCCCAGGUUGGCGGCAAAGAUACUGAACGUGGUGGAUGUAUCAUACGGAGGAGAAAAUGGUUUCAAUCAGGCUAUCGAGCUUUCAGCUGAGAUUCUUGCGAAUGUGAAGUUCAUCCAAGAGAAGCGUCUGAUUGGCAAGUACUUUGAGGAAAUAAGCCAGGACACAGGGAAGUAUGUCUUUGGUGUGGAAGAUACGUUGAACGCUUUGGAAUCAGGUGCUAUCGAGACACUAAUUGUGUGGGAAAAUCUUGAUAUCAACAGAUAUGUGAUGAAGAACAGUGCGACUGGUGAAACUGUGAUCAAGCACCUGAACAAGGAACAGGAAGCCAACACGGAGAAUUUCAAAGUAGUCGACAGCGACUUGGCUUUGGAUGUGGAGGAGAAGCUGUCUUUACUCGAGUGGCUGGCUAAUGAGUACAGGCGUUUUGGUUGUGCGCUUGAGUUUGUGACCAAUAAAUCACAGGAAGGGUCUCAGUUUUGCAGAGGGUUUGGAGGAAUCGGAGGGAUACUUCGUUACCAGCUUGACAUGACUGCCUUUGAUUCUGAGGAUGGACAAUUUGAUGAUGAUGAUUCGGAAUAACAAUCAAUCAAAUCCUCACCAUCGCUGGUUGUGGAAGAUGGCCCACCGUCAUGCCUGAACCAGCCUGCGCGGGCUAUCGGGGACGCGCAGACGAUAGUUAGAAAAUAAUUGAAGAAGCACCUUUUGAAGGUGGAGAGUCAAGGAACAGGUGGAGAAUGAAGAAGAUGUUGCUUUGGUAGCGUUCGUCGUUGUCUGCAACAUUUACCGAGUUUUCUUUUGAGUUGGUGUUGUUUAAUAAUUUUGCUUUGGUCAGUUUGAUUUCACUAUUUUAUACUCUCUUGUCUUGAGAGAAACACGUAAUGAUUUGGGUUUUAUUUCAUGGAUGUCUUUGACUUUGGGUUGAUAAAUUAAGUUUCGGACGAAACAGCAUUUUAAUCCACGCUUCUUAGUUUUGCUUAAA
Molecule: messenger RNA, 1976 nt
Organism: Camelina sativa (false flax)
Lineage: Eukaryota; Viridiplantae; Streptophyta; Magnoliopsida; Brassicales; Brassicaceae
Source: RefSeq, a predicted model, not a curated record